AUGGUGGUGCUGUGCGCUUCGAGUCGAAUAGGGCGCGCAUUGCGGCCCGCCGCCCGGCGUAAAAUGGGAGUGUUUCCCGUUAGAAUAAGGCACCAGAGCUGCUCGGCUUCGAGUCUACAGGCCAGGCAUACAGCUGGAGCACCUUCGAGAGGAAUCUUAAACAUCGCCUGCUUCGCGGGCCGUACUCAGCACGACUUUUUUCGACUGAAUGACCGACGUAGAACGUUUUCUACCAAAUCUUCAAAAAUCUACGACUCGGCACCAGACGCAGUGAAGGACAUACAGAGCGGGUCAACCCUGCUUGUUGGUGGAUUCGGUCUGUGCGGCAUUCCCGAAAAUUUGAUACUAGCAGUGAAGGACCUAGACAUCAAUGAUCUAACGUGUGUGUCAAAUAACUGCGGAGUGGACGACUUCGGAUUGGGCCUUCUGUUACAAACUAAGCAGAUAAAGCGGAUGAUUAGCAGUUACGUAGGAGAAAACAAGAAUUUCGAGCAGCAGUACUUUGCUGGUGAGCUCGAAGUGCAACUGACGCCGCAAGGCACAUUGGCAGAACGAAUUCGUGCCGCUGGAGCCGGAAUUCCGGCUUUUUACACUCCCACAGGCGCCGGCACGAUGAUACAGGAGGGCGGGUAGAUGAACCUGUAGUUGUUUGUUACACGACGGGCUCCUUCACCUUCUUGGUCUUGUUCUUGGAGUUUGUCGCAUUCUUCUUGCUGUUUCAAAAACCAAGUGGGGGUGUGCCUAGCCGUAGAUGUUCUCUCUACAACUUUGUCGCUGUUACAAUCUUUUUUUCUAAGAACAGGUGUCACUCUCACACAGAGGUCAACAUCCUCCAAAAGCAUCCUUUCGUUCGAUCAGGUUUCCUAUCCGACAGAAGAAUGACAAGCAUCCUGAGAUGCCCGCGCAGCCCUUAGAAAUGCGCACUUUUAACGGUAAAGAUUACGUGAUGGAAACUGCACUGCCCGGUGACUGGGCGCUAGUCAAAGGGUGGAAGGCCGACGAAAUGGGAAACGUCAUCUUUCGCAGCACUGCUAAUAACUUCAACGGAGUAAUGGCAGCGGCAGGUGCUUUUCACCGAUUUAAUUUUUGUACUUUGUCGCGCUGGACCUCAAAUAAUGACAACGAGCUAAGUACGCGCACAAUGAGGUUGAAAUUCUGCUGACUCACAUCAACGAUAACUUCAUCUUGUUUGCCCUGCUUACUUUAAUCCACUAAGAGCUACCACGGCAGGCAAAACCUGCAUUGUCGAAGUCGAGGAGAUUGUUCCGACUGGCACGCUUGGUCCUGACGAGAUUCAUUUGCCGUCAAUCCACGUUGACCGCCUAGUUCUUGGGAGGAAGUACGAGAAGCGCAUUGAAAAAGUUGUCCUUGGAGGUGGUGGUGGCGGCAGCAAGCUGAAGCCAGAGCGCGAACGCAUCGGCCGGCGAGCGGCACUCGAGUUCAAGGAUGGAAUGUACGCCAACCUAGGAAUCGGCAUUCCGACGUUAGCAGCAAACUUUGUGCCAAAGGGAGUGAACAUUGUACUGCAUAGCGAAAACGGCCUACUAGGCAUCGGACCAUAUCCGACAGAGGCAGAGGUCGAUGCGGAUAUAAUCAAUGCGGGUAAGGAGACGAUUACAAUGAUGAGGGGAAGCGCAGCAUUUAACUCAGCAGAAAGCUUUGCGAUGGUACGCGGCGGACACGUAAAUAUCACAAUGCUGGGAGCGCUACAGGUAACUACAGCGAUUUUCUAUUCCGAAACAAGUUGUUGGUCCAGUUCUAGUACGAACACAAUCUAUUAGGUUAGGGUUACACUUACUAAGUAUAACUCAUUUCUUCGUUCUUCUGCUGACUACACUUCCAACUACAAACCUUCCACAACUCCAGGUCGGUCAGUUCGGCGACCUUGCAAAUUGGAUUAUUCCGGGAAAGAUGAUGAAAGGCAUGGGCGGCGCCAUGGACUUAGUCGGCAGUGGCAACCGAGUGGUGGUUACCAUGGAGCACACGGCUAAGGGAAAGCACAAGAUCAUGGACAAGUGCACACUUCCACUAACAGGAAAGGGCGUGGUGAACAGCAUUAUAACGGAAAUGGGAGUCAUCGAGAUCGAUAAACAAAAGGGAUUACUGUUGACAGAACUUGCUCCGGGGUACUCCGCCGAAGACGUGAAGGCGUCGACAGGUGCGCCACUGAAUAUCGCAGACGACAUAAAAGAAAUGCGACAGAGCGACGCUUAGGCAAAAGUCCGCUUUCGCACUUCGUGCUGCCGCAUAUUCUCCUAUCAAUCUUUUAAAAGUUCUUUAGUUUUUCUAAAUUUAUGAAUAUUAUGCAAUUACCUUUGCGUAUGAUAUACCUAUAUAAUUCUGAAUUUUGUUUUUGUUUUGGCUGAAUCUUUCACCCUAACCAUCUUCACUUUUUAGACUACUUUAGCUGCGUCGUGAAUUUGUGUAAUAAAGUGGUAUUUGAUCAUUGAGGUCACACAAGGACUAGAUCCAUGUUUGCUUGCUGUGUACGAAUGCAAAAGUUGCUUAGUGGUGCCGCGAAAGCUAGUUUGACUUGCACUUGCGGUUUCUUUGUUUUUCACUUGAUAUCUAAUAAAUACUUAUAUCGUCGGGCUUGUGGACAGUAGGACACCAAAAAUAGAGAAUAUGUCAGAAAUCUUUUAUGAACCCUCAUCCCCGUGGUUUUGGUAGUUGCAAAAUUGUGCAGGUGAUUCACCGGUUUCUCGUCCAAUACUUACUUACAAGUAGCUGAAUAGAUAACUCCAGGUCCAGGCGUGUAGAUACUAGGACACCAAAGAAAAAACUCAAGACACAGGGAUCCGCAUGACACAGCAGGAGACCCAUACUGGUACUUUGUGCUAGCAGAUGAGAUCUUUUGUAACUUCUGCUGGCUCAACUGCGCGUUUAUGACAGAAAAUCUACACUCCCCAUUACACCAUCACCAAUGACUGCUGCUUGUCGAUAGGUAUGUUUAUCAACGAGUGAAUCUGUUCGAGG
Amoebophrya sp. A25 is the source of this 2976-nucleotide messenger RNA. NCBI's taxonomy places the organism in Eukaryota, Dinophyceae, Syndiniales, Amoebophryaceae. The record is from the annotation of a GenBank genome assembly.